Messenger RNA from Manihot esculenta (cassava), 1021 nucleotides. RefSeq names its product putative glycine-rich cell wall structural protein 1. The record is from RefSeq and is a predicted model, not a curated record. The transcript has a single exon. Lineage: Eukaryota; Viridiplantae; Streptophyta; Magnoliopsida; Malpighiales; Euphorbiaceae. Bases 173 to 787 code for a protein of 204 amino acids.
AGAAUCUUGUAAGGAUUUUUUCUUUUGCACUCCCUAUAUAUAGGGUUAGCUUCUUAACCAUUUCCAUCCACCAGAAACAUUGGCUUCUCUUCUCAAACACUUAGAUAUACUUAUAAUAACAUAUCAUACUCUACAAGCUAUAGAUUUCAGUUUUGGGAGCUUGGAAAAUUAAAUGGCAAGCUCAAGGGUGUUAGGUACUGCAUUCUUGGUCUUGCUCCUUGUCGACCUCUGCUUUGCUGGUAGGUCGUCAAAGGCGAUUGCAGGUGGUGGAGGAGGAGGAGAAGGGGGAGGAGGUGGUGGCGGUGGCGGUUUAGAUGCAGGACUUGGGUCUGGCUCUGGGCAUGGGUCUGGAGGUGGUGAAGGAUAUGGUGGGGCAGGAGGGUUUGGAAGCGGAGGAGGUGGAGGCGGAGGUGGAGGUGGAGGUGGUGGUGGAGGUGGUGCCUCUGGUUCUGGUAGGGGUUCUGGUUCAGGAAGUGGCGCGGGAUAUGGAUCUGGUUCUGGUGGUGGGAAGGGAGGUGGUGGAGGCGGAGGUGGUGGGGAAGGAGGAGGUGGUGGUGGAGGUGGAGGCACAGGCAAUGGAAGUGGGUCAGGUUUCGGAUAUGGUAGUGGAAGUGGGUCAGGAUACGGAAGUGGAGGAGGAAAAGGUGGCGGUGGAGGUGGAGGUGGAGGAGGAGGUGGUGGUGGUGGCAAUGGAGGUGGGAACGGCUCUGGCUACGGUUCAGGGGCCGGCGGUGGAUCUGGCUAUGGAGGAGGAGGAGGAGGAGAGGAUGAUGGUGGUUUCCCAUGAGCAAGAACGUGGAAGGGAAUGUUUGUGUGUAGGUAACAACUGAUUGUGUUGGAAUAAAACUACGGCUGCUCCACCACUUCAAUAUUCAUUAUGGAGAUCACGGUGGUGGUGGUGGCCCAUACGUACGGCCAUCUGUACUCUACCGAAUAACUAAAUUAAUCAUUGGCAUUAGUGCUUUGUUUUCACAUAUAAAUAUAAUAAUUAAUGAAGUUGUCUUUUAUUUUUAAAUUUCAA